AUGAAGAGGAAUGAAGUCAAGGUGAUGUCAGUGCACAAGCAGGUCAUGAACAUAGGAUCCGGUACACGGUCGGUAGACUCAGCGCUGCAACGGCAACGCCGCGAAUAUGUCCCCCCGCAUAUGAAGUUGUAUAACUCGCGGCACAAGCUACAUCCAAAACAUGUAAUCAGUGAUACCAGCGUGGACGUGGAACUGAUAGACGAAUCUUCGAUGGAUCUUCUAGGAUUCAAUGUGCCACUAAUCAAAGAACGCUCAGACUGCUCCUACCGAAACUGCUCAUCCGUCUUCUCGCUGCACACCGACUCAUCGGGGACGCAGCUCUCAGAGGAAGACGGUACGCCUGGCUGCGGGUUAGAGCACGCACCGGACAAAGCAAUCAAGCAGGUAUUCGAAAACAACUUCUCGGUCGACUCCAUGUCACCGAGCAUUGACAUUGGCCGCUUUUCGUCAGGCAGCUCGACCGAACUGCUCUUCUCACUCGAUGGAUACACGGGUCGCCAAUCAACAUUGCCGCCUCGUCCUCCGCAGGAAGAUGCAAAGCAUCGCUACGAAAUCAACAAUCUUCGCAAGCGUAUUGAGCGCACUGAGUCCAAUCUCAGCAACGAAAUUUGUUAUAAGCGGCGCCGCAUAUGUAGGCGAGGAGAGAUAGUAGCAGACCACUGGCGCGAGCUCAGCACAUUGAGCCAGUCGGUAUGGCUCAUACAGCUGCGCCAGCGGGGUCUGCAGUGGGACGGCAUUCCAUGGGUGCAUAAGCGAGCCGUCUACAGUAUGUGUCUUCGCCGCGCAACCGCCCCUGCCGACCUCGAUCCUGUUGUCGCCCGUCUAUCCGAGAACAUGCGUCUCCUCUUCUUUGAGCGCACUGACGAGAUCGUCGGAAACUUCUACCGCGACUCGCAAUGGUGGCAGUAUACCAUGUGUAGCCCCGCUUUGCUUGUUCACCUGGAGCAUGAGUAUCCGUCGCUGUUCUACCAUUUGCGCUUUGUCAUACGCAUCGACAUUUGGCGCGAAUUCCUGCAGCCACUGGCAUUCUACGCAAUCAGCAAUAGCAUAUGCAAUGCCCCUCGUGACUUCCCCGCCUACGAAGACUGGUUGCUGAAGCUCUUUGAUGGCCUUGUCAUUUCUGUCUGCUACCACGAACUCGACAGUGCGUGGACCAGUAUAACCGAACACUUAUUGAGACAAAACCACUACAAGUUCUUCGGUGACGUGGAUGACAUCCAGGCCCAGCUAAGCCGCGUGCAACUAGACAUACAUGGCCUCUUGGAGUGGUUGCGGCGUUGA
Molecule: messenger RNA, 1281 nt
Organism: Eremothecium gossypii ATCC 10895
Lineage: Eukaryota; Fungi; Ascomycota; Saccharomycetes; Saccharomycetales; Saccharomycetaceae
Gene: MLO50
Product: Mlo50p
Exons: 1
Coding region: 1-1281 (426 amino acids)
Source: RefSeq, marked provisional